AUGGCUGGAAGAAGCCGCCGCUCCUGGCUCAGUGUAUUGCUAGGGCUCAUCCUGGGCUUCAUCCUGGCUUCAAGGCUGAUCCUGCCCCGCGCUUCGGAGCUGAAGAAAGCGGGUCACCGGCGCAAAGCCAGCCCGGAGGGCUGCCGUCUGCAGCAGCAGCAGCAGCUGCAGCUGCAGGAACCACCGCCACCACAGCAGCAGCAGCCCCCCGAGCAGUCGCUCUUCGGCGGGGCGCGCGAGGAUUCCCGGAGCUCGAUGCUUUGGCCUCCGGACCUGGCCGCCGGCGGCCACCCCGACGACCUACCCCGAGCCAAGAACUUUCUUUUCGUGGGAGUCAUGACAGCCCAGAAGUAUCUAGAGAAUAGAGCCGUGGCCGCCUACAAAACAUGGUCCAAGACAAUUCCUGGGAAAGUUGAAUUCUUCUCUAGUGAGGGUUCAGACACAUCCAUACCAAUCCCUAUAGUGCCACUACAGGGUGUGGAUGACUCCUAUCCACCCCAGAAGAAGUCCUUUAUGAUGCUCAAGUACAUGCACGACCACUACUUGGACAAGUAUGAAUGGUUUAUGAGAGCUGAUGAUGAUGUUUACAUCAAAGGAGAUCGUCUUGAGAAUUUUCUAAGGAGUUUGAAUAGCAGUGAACCCCUCUUUCUUGGGCAGACAGGACUGGGCACAACAGAAGAGAUGGGAAAAUUGGCUCUUGAGCCUGGUGAGAACUUCUGCAUGGGAGGUCCUGGUGUGAUCAUGAGCCGAGAGGUCCUUAGAAGAAUGGUACCACACAUUGGAGAAUGCUUGAGAGAAAUGUAUACAACCCAUGAAGAUGUAGAAGUGGGCCGAUGUGUCCGGAGAUUUGCAGGAGUACAAUGUGUCUGGUCUUAUGAGAUGCAGCAGCUGUUUUAUGAGAACUAUGAACAGAACAAAAAGGGUUACAUCCGAGACCUGCACAACAGCAAAAUCCACCGAGCUAUUACUUUACAUCCCAACAAAAAUCCUCCUUACCAAUAUAGACUUCACAGCUACAUGUUGAGCCGCAAAAUAGCUGAACUGCGUCACCGAACCAUACAGCUCCACAGAGAAAUUGUUCUAAUGAGCAAAUACAGUAAUACAGAGAUUCACAAGGAGGAUCUCCAAUUAGGAAUUCCACCUUCUUUUAUGAGGUUUCAGCCACGCCAGCGCGAGGAGAUUUUAGAAUGGGAGUUUCUUACUGGAAAAUACUUAUAUUCUGCUGCUGAUGGUCAACCCCCUAGAAGAGGGAUGGAUUCUUCUCAGAGAGAAGCUUUGGAAGACAUCGUUAUGCAAGUCAUGGAAAUGAUCAAUGCAAAUGCUAAGACCAGGGGGCGCAUUAUCGAUUUCAAGGAAAUACAGUAUGGUUACCGUAGAGUCAAUCCUAUGUAUGGAGCUGAAUACAUUCUCGAUCUUCUACUUCUGUACAAAAAACAUAAAGGGAAAAAAAUGACUGUUCCUGUGAGAAGGCAUGCAUACUUGCAGCAGACCUUCAGUAAGAUCCAGUUUAUGGAGCAUGAAGAAAUGGAUGCCAAAGAAUUGGCCAACAAAAUUAACCAAGAAUCUGGAUCCUUAUCUUUUCUCUCAAAUUCCCUGAAGAUGUUUGUUCCUUUUCAGCUUCCUGGAUCAAAAAAUGAGAACAAAGAACCCAAAGAUACCAAGAUAAAUAUCUUGAUUCCUUUGUCUGGACGAUUUGAUAUGUUUGCGAGAUUUAUGGGGAAUUUUGAAAAGACAUGUCUCAUUCCGAAUCAAAGUGUCAAGCUUGUUGUCCUACUUUUCAAUUCUGACUCUAACCCUGACAAAACAAAACAAGUAGAAUUGAUGAGAGAUUAUCGUGUUAAAUAUCCUAAAGCUGAUAUGCAGAUUUUGCCAGUUUCUGGAGAAUUCUCAAGAGCUCUAGCUCUUGAAGUUGGAUCUUCUCAAUUUAAUAAUGAAUCUUUGCUCUUCUUCUGUGAUGUUGACCUGGUAUUUACUACAGAAUUCCUACAACGAUGUCGAGCAAAUACGGUUUUGGGCCAACAAAUAUAUUUUCCAAUUAUCUUCAGCCAGUAUGAUCCAAAGAUUGUUUAUAGUGGGACAGUUCCCAGUGACAACCAUUUUGCCUUCACUCAAAAAACUGGCUUCUGGAGAAACUAUGGGUUUGGCAUUACUUGUAUUUAUAAGGGAGAUCUUGUUAGAGUAGGUGGCUUUGAUGUUUCAAUUCAAGGUUGGGGACUUGAGGAUGUGGACCUUUUCAACAAAGUGGUUCAAGCUGGUUUGAAGACUUUUAGAAGCCAAGAAGUUGGAGUAGUCCAUGUUCACCAUCCUGUCUUUUGUGAUCCUAAUCUCGAUCCCAAACAGUACAAAAUGUGCUUAGGAUCUAAAGCAUCAACAUAUGGAUCUACACAGCAGUUGGCUGAAUUAUGGCUAGAAAAAAAUGACCCAAGUUAUGGGAAAAGCAGCAAUAAUAAUGGCUCAGUGAGGACAGCCUGAUAUCCAGCUCUGCUGGAUGACUCUUUUUUUAAUUAUCUAAUUUAUUUUUAAAAAUUUUAAUAUGAUAGGUCAUUUUUGAAGUCCACACAAGGAUAUAUUUUAGAAGUGAUUUUCUUACAAAGAACUCCUUAGAGAUUGAGCUUUUUGAACAAAAAUGUGAUCAAUAUUUGCCUUUGAACACAUCUUGUUGAACAUUAUGUAGCAAUCCUGCAUAAUUGUGACUUGAAAUAGAACUAUGACGAACAAAAGACCUUUUUUUUUUAACCUUUUCAUUCCAGACUUCUUUGCUAUGGUUCUGUAGUAGAGAACAUGAACAUUAAUGCAAAGUAUUAUUGUAACAAAACACUGUACCUUUGGUAAAUGUUCUGUUGUGACUGUUAAACAUUGCACAGAUUCUACCUUUUUUCUCAAAAAGAUUUUUAUUUUUUAAAAAAAGCCAUUACAUGUUGAAGUUUAUAAAACAAGGAAGUAUGACAAUAGAUGUGUCAUUAUCUUCAAAAUUACUUUCAAAAGUUAUUUCACCCAAACUGUAAUUUUGUUUGUUGUGAUCAUGUAACUUUUGGGGAGGGGAAGUGGGAAAAGCACAAUAUGUUGUGUGGUUAUUCAUAGCAAUUUGUUUGGCAUUAAAGUCCUAAAUGAAUAUGAAUCAUAUUCCAAGGAGAAUUUAGUAUUUCUCCUUUCCUGGUCCUUUACUUUAAAGCUAAAAGGCAAUGUGUUAAUAUUUAGCCUGGCAAAGCAGAAUUAUUGUUGUAAAUCUAAAGUAUGUAAGGAAACUUUUAAAAAAUUCCCUCCCUAAUGAGGACAGUGGGGGAAAAAUAUACAGUGUUUUGUAUUUCUAAUUGCAUUCACUUUAUCCCAUUUGUGUUAUGUUGAAGAUGAUUAUUUCAUUCUUUGAAAACGGCUUUAUUUUUCUGUAUCUGAUAUACUUUUUAAUUUAUUUAAUAACCAUGACAUAGAUUCCUGUCCUGUUCUUGAAUGCCUGUUAGUCAUUAAUAUUUGUGUGUAUUAGGAGUUUAAAAAAAUCACUGUUAGUGUAUGUCUUCUUUGCAGUAAACUGAUCUCCAAAGAGUUCUUUUGGAAAGUUUUUUUUUUCUUCCCAUAUAUAAUUUGUAGUCUUUCCUUUUUACAACUUAAGUGAUUUUGGACAUUUUUGGUGCUCAGACAUUAAAGGAAAACAAAUCAAAUGGAUCUGCAUAUGAUUGAAUCAGAAAACUUAAAUUUAUUUUAAAAUUACAGGUUGAAUGUGCCUUAAUGAAAGGAAAUCUAGAAUUCAGAUAGUGAUAGAAUUGUCAUUUUAACUAAUUUGAACCUACCUAUGUGUAAAUAGCUGAUUGCUCAGAUGGAAAAACAAAUUAAUGAACAAUAUUUUUUAAUUUUACUUUUUAGCACCAUUUAGUCUCAUUAUUCCUAGUUUAACUGAAGAAUGUUACUAUGUUUGGAGAGGAGGAGUUGGGAUAGCCUACUUGUUUUAAAGACUGACCAAUGAUAAAAUGAUUCUUUGAGCUAUAGUUUUUGUGUGAAAAUAAUUUAUAAGUACUUAUACAUGUAUUUAUUCAGGGAAUGAACUCUCCCUUUGUCUCUUCCCUAUACUAUCUAGUUAACUCUGUGUUCUUGAGAGUUUUAGGAUAGAACUGUAAGGUAAAUUACAUAUUGUUGGCAUAUAAAAUCCAAUAAUAAAAUAACAUACACAGUGAGACCUUUGCUGCCAGGGCUCAGUAAACUUUUGUGGUAUAGUAUUAAACUCCCAAAAUAGGUAUUUACAGCAUAAUUACUGUCAAGUCCCAAGAUAAUAAUAUUGUACUUUCAAUAAGAAUUGCUAUAAUUCGAUAUAAUUGGCAGUCUUCUCAUGCAAAUUUUAGCCUUUCCAGGGGAAAGAACAGAUUAAAAAAGCCUUUAAUGAAUAAAAAGAACUACUUAUUGUUAUUCAUUCUGACAAAGUAGUUUAAUUCCUCUCUUCCCUUCCUCUUCAUAAUAAAUUGUAGAGCUUAAAGGAAAUGAGAUUUUUUUUAAAAGCAGGAUAGUUAUAUUUUGUUCUUUUUUAAACUGAUUAAUAAUUUGUGAUAUUAAGCUUUGCCAAUCUAGGUAAGGACUGAGUCUCAUUUAUCUUGAUAACUUGUGUUUGAGGUUUCUAUAAACUUAGUCUUCCUUAAGUGAAAACUACAAGAUAAAAUUAUCCUCACAUAAACUCAGUUAAUGUGUACUUCUCUUGCACACAUGAUUCUAAAGGGAGAAUUUUAACACAGAUUGCAAAUUCAUUUAAUUUGGGAAAGAUACCCCUGAGUUUUGUUCCCUGUGACCUCUAGAAAUUGUUUCCUCCUGAAGUGGCAUCAAACUCAUAUUGAAACAGGACCACUAACCCCUCUGUAUGCUGCAUAUUGACUUAGAAAACCACAAAAUAUUGUCUCUAUUCCAUUGUAUUUGUAUUUAUCUUAUUAAAUAUUUUCCCAGUUAUGUUUUAAUCUGGUUCAGCAGCUGGGGGUGGGAUGCAGUGUGUUUUGACACUUUUGAUCUAAAGUAUAAAUUGUUUCAAGACAUUAAGAUAAUAUUUAGGGAAUUGCUAUUGUUAUCAGUUGUUAUCCUCAUCCAAUACAAGAAUUAGUACUUUCUAAUUUUACUGCUUCUCAGGAUAGAUGAGAAUAAUUACAGAGACCCCUAACCAGGACCUGAGGCUUUCUAAAAUUCCAUAGCAGUAGUAUAAAAUCUCAGGUGAUGUGGUUUUUCUCCUUCAAAUCUGGGCCAUAGUUUUUACUAACAUCUGUGCCACAGGGUAGCCUCAGAGGCCUCUACCUAGCAUAUCAGCCCUAAACCACUUCUCAGGUAGCUUCUAUAAUGGGCUCCUUGGCAUCUUCCAACUCUGCAAAACUGAUUGUAGAAGGGAACAAGGAGGGCUUUUCUGAGCUUCAGGUCCCAAAUUAUACUUUGUCACUUUCCUUUGUUUCGUGACCAGCUCCUGUUAAAUAAUCCUUUUAGUGAAGGUAAAGAUAUGAUUUCUUUGACAAGGUUUAGAUGAUGUUCUAUCUGGAAUUGAAUAGGGAAUGAGUUUCACAAGUGGUACAAAGCCCUGACCAGCAUUGUAUUUAUUGGGAGUAAAGAGGUUAUGACCUUAAACCAGUCCCUUUCCCUCUGUUCUUAUCAGUUUCUUCCUUUGUUCAAUGAGAGGAGUAGAUAUAACUAAUCUUUUUGACUCUUAAGCUCCUGUGUUCCAGUGGAAACGUGGUUGUGUUGUUAUUACAGAAUAGAUGAUGGAAUCAUGUACUUUGUAAUAUGCAAAUUCCAGGCAGAUAUUUGUAAGCUAUUAUUUCCUGUGGAUAUGAUCCCUUUUCAAGUAAUUGAAGUUUUUUUUAUCUUUUGUAGAGAGCCAAGAUCAACACUUAAGCCCAGAUCAAGAUUUAGUCACCCUAAAUCUUACAUAUAUAUGGUAAUCCUCCCUGUGAAAGCAACCAGUGAAUCUGUGAAAAAUAUGUUCCUUUAACUUAAUGUUUUAGAGAAUAAUGAUUGAAAAAAAAAGUCAAGGUCUAGGAGAAAAGAUAAUGAAAUAUACCUCUCUCCAGACCUGUGCCUUAGCGAACAGCUGUGAGGAUGGCUUAUAGGAUGUCAAAGGUGUUAGGGAGUUCAAAGAUGGGAAAAGAUGAAAAUUACUCAGUGUGCCUUGAGGCAGUAUAAAAUUUUAAAACUAGGAAAAAAUCCUAAAUCAAAAUAAUAGAAAUCUUUUCUUUCCCUGGCUUAAUUAGAUCAUGCAUUUAUCAGCCAAGCUGACAAAUCCUUUUCAAAUAUAUAAGCAAAGUCUAUCUUAAACCUGUUUCCUGCCCAACUUUCUUAGCACAUCUUACCAAACAUUCCAAUCCACAUGGCUGAGACAAAACAGUAAUGCACAGAGAUGCUAGUUCUCUCUAAAUAGCAGAUAAGGAACUAGAUAUUUCUAGUAAAGUAUUUUCAUCAUAAGUAAGAUGUUUCUUGAAUAUUAUUACCCCCAGUUUUACUGUGUAUUUAUCUGAUCACACUACUAUUUUCCCUCAUAUUACUAUGUACAUUCACAUAUGAUGUGUGAUACAUAAGUUUUAUCCUUAUUUCUUGCAUUCUUGAUGAGAUAAUAGAGAAAUGUUGGUCUUUCCUCUAUGUAGCCAAACCUUUUUGGCCCCCUUGAAUAAAAUCUGCAUGUCGGUAAAGGAAA
Messenger RNA from Monodelphis domestica (gray short-tailed opossum), 6643 nucleotides. It is a transcript of the gene CHSY1, whose product is annotated as chondroitin sulfate synthase 1. Lineage: Eukaryota; Metazoa; Chordata; Mammalia; Didelphimorphia; Didelphidae. Gene Ontology annotation, cellular component: Golgi cisterna membrane. The record is from RefSeq and is a predicted model, not a curated record. Gene Ontology annotation, molecular function: glucuronosyl-N-acetylgalactosaminyl-proteoglycan 4-beta-N-acetylgalactosaminyltransferase activity.